AGACAAGAAAAAAAAAAAAGAGCCAACCAAUGAGAGCUGUCCCCUUGCUCCCACAGUUGGAAGAUAACAGCAAAUGACGUGUGUCACUCAUCAACUUUGUCCCUACUCUUUACAUAAACACAUGUUACUCAUACCCCGUUGGCUGGGCUUUGUCCUGCCUGAGUAGGAGGAUCGCAUAUUGUCCUAGCACUAUAGCAGAGCAGGUAGACGCACAGGAAGAGGGGAAACAUGGUUUUUAUGACUCUGCUCUGUCUGCUUUUACUGCGGCCUGGCUUCAGCGCUCUAAUGAGAUCUCCAUUGGACGAGCUAUCCCGUCACUCCUCCAGUCAAAGAGACAUAGUUUCCUCUCCUGAUUCUUCUCCUGAUGCCUCUGGUAUGUGUUCCUAUGGCAGCAUGAAGACAUCAAUCACAAAGAGUGGGCGGCUGCGUCGGUCAGCACUGAUGCCUGAUAUAACCCACCUGGAACUGCUGGUGGUGGUAGGGCCUGAUGUCCAGCAGGUCCACAAGCAGGAUACAGAAAGAUACAUCCUCACCAAUCUCAAUAUUGCCUCAGAGCUGCUGAGAGACAUGACCCUGGGCGCCAACAUGCGGGUGCACCUGGUCCGCACAAUCAUCCUGUCGGAGCCAGAGCCAGAGAUACAAAUGUCUACCAACAUCACCUCAUCUCUUAGAAGUGUGUGCGACUGGGGCAGAAGGAUAAACCCCCCCAACGACUCAGACCCGCUACAUGCUGAUCUUUUGUUGUACGUUACGAGGUAUGACCUGGUGUUGCCCGAUGGGAACAAGCAGGUCAGGGGAGUAGCGCAGCUGGGUGGGGCUUGCUCCAGUGAGUGGAGCUGUGUGAUCACAGAGGACACAGGCUUUGACCUGGGGAUCACAAUUGCUCAUGAAAUUGGCCACAGUUUCGGAAUCAACCAUGAUGGAGUGGGAAACACCUGCGGCAGGAGUGGGUUCAUGAUGGCUUCUGAUGGAGGCUACAACAGUGUGGAUCUGACCUGGUCCCCCUGCAGCAGACAGCAGCUGCUCACAUUCUUCAGUGAAGGGAAGGCUGGAUGUGUGAACGACCUGCCUGCAAUGGCAGGCUCCCUACAAGACUGGAAGCCUGGUCUCUACUAUGGAGUUGAUGAUCAGUGUCGUAUAGCUUUUGGUAGCACCGCAAGAGCAUGCUCUUUCAGCAAUCCUGACCUGCCAGUUUGUCGUGUUCUGUCCUGUCAAAUUAACCCUGAUGACGACAGCUCCUGCAAACGUCUCCUGGUGCCACUGCUGGACGGUACAGAGUGUGCACCAAAUCAGUGGUGUCUGAAGGGGCGUUGUGUGUCUCCAGAGGAGCUCAGCUCCUCUGUGGUGGUGCAUGGCUCCUGGUCGAGCUGGUCUGAGUUCUCCCCCUGUUCACGGACAUGUGGUGGGGGAGUCACUCGCCGCACACGGCAAUGCAACAACCCAAGACCUGCUUUUGGAGGGAAUGAGUGUCAGGGUCUGGAUAUUGAUGCUGAACUUUGUCACCAGCAGCCGUGUGAGCGCACCCAGCUAGAUUUCAUGGCAGAGCAGUGUUCCCAGACAGACCUCCAGCCCCUUUACCUGCUACCAAACACUGUCUCCUUCUACACGUGGAUCCCUGCUGUAGGUUUUGCACAAGGGGAUGAGCAGUGCAGAUAUAUGUGCCAGUCACAUGGAGAAAACUUCAUAGUGAGUCGUGGCUCUCAGUUUGUGGAUGGGACUCGCUGUGAGUCAGACAGUCCGCCUCCCUUUGGCUCUACAGCUGCUUGUCUAAGAGGGAAAUGCCAGCUGUUUGGCUGUGAUGGUGUGCUACACUCUGGGAAAGUGAGGGAUGUGUGUGGGGUGUGUGGUGGAGAUGGGUCGUCCUGCAGUUUGACCUCUGACUCCUACACUGGUGGUCAGGCGCGAGAGUACACCACCUUCCUCUCUCUGCCAGUGAAUGCCUCACAGGCUCAUAUUGUAAACAGGGCACCUCUCUUCACUCACAUGGGUGAGUGUCAUCACUUUACAGGAUAUUUAUGUUUCUACAAUAGGUGUCGCAAAACAGAAACUUACAAAUUGUUUUUGGCAUUUGUGUCCGCAGCUGUCAUGGUUGGGGAUCGGUACAUUGUGUCUGGAACUGGCACCAUGGCACUGAAUAUGACUCACCCCUCCCCACUGGAUGAUAACCGCCUAGAAUACCGCCUUCACCUGACCCCUGACCUUUUGCCCGCGAUGGAGGAACUGCUGCUGCCUGGCCCGCUGAAACAGGACAUAAACAUACAGGUCUAUCGCAAAUAUGGAAAAGAAUAUGGCGAGAAGACAAAUCCAAACAUUAGUUAUCACUACUAUGUACCUACCAGAAACAGUGACUUGACAGGCAUCACACCUAAAGGCAAAUGGGUCGUCUUUACAACACCCUGCUCUGUCUCCUGUGGAUUAGGUAUACAGAAGCAUGUAUACGUCUGUGCAGAUGAAGAUACCAACAGCCACCUGGAAGAACACAACUGUGAGACACCUCUGCCACCUGCACCACUCCAUACAACCUGUCAGCUUUCACCCUGCCCCCCAAGGUGGGAUACAGGGACAUUUGGGCCCUGUAGUGCCUCCUGUGGCGGAGGAGAGAGGGUGCGUCCUGUAAGAUGUGUCCAGAAACAUGGAGCUGAUGAGGUGAAUGUUCCAGAUUCUGAAUGCCCACCUGAUACAGCUCCAAACGCUGUCGAAAAAUGUAACCUGCAACACUGUCCAGCCAGAUGGCAUGUAUCGGAGCCAGGGGAAUGCUCGGCAGUGUGCGGGCCAGGCGAGGCGAAACGUGUCGUGUCAUGUGUUCGGACAGAAGCUGGUCAGGAUGUUGAGGUGGAUCAAAGCUUUUGUUCAAAGCAGAUCAAACCACCUGACUCUGUACCCUGCGUGGUAGACGUCUGUCCCAUUGGGUGGGAAUCUAAGGGAGAGGACCAGCCCGUGCUAAAGUCUGGUUUGGUGCCACGCUCUAGACAAGAUCCUGUAUACGUGUGGAGCCCUGUUAUCAGCCAGUGCUCAAAGACCUGUGGCAAUGGAACCCUGCAGGUGUGGUUUUCCUGUGUGGACCACCAGACCAGACUGGGGGUGCCAGACUUCCACUGUGAUGCUUCUACUAAACCUUCUCCUCAUUCCGAGAUCUGCAGCACAUCUCCCUGCCUUCCCAUGUGGCGCUCUAAGCAAGGAGUCUGCAGCGUAACGUGUGGAGGAGGGGUGGCCAACAGGGUGCUGUACUGUGCUCGCGAAGCAGAAGGGGAGGAGGAGGUUGUGGAGGAUUCAGAGUGCAGUGACUCUCUCAAACCCACAGCAGUGGUUUCAUGUAGCACCCACAGCUGCCCAGCAAGGUGGAAGGUGUUCAGCACGUCACCCUGCUCUGUGUCCUGUGACUUGGGUGUCACUCAGAGGAUUGUGUCUUGUGUCCAAUUUGUCCACGGCAAGGAGAGUGUGGUGCCAGAGGAAAACUGCCAUGCAGCUGUCAAACCAGCCACCACAGUGCCCUGCCUGGUGCAAGUCUGCACCUUCAGGUGGGAGGUGAAGCCAUGGAGCCAGUGUUCAGCGCCCUGUGGAUAUGGGAUCCAGUCCAGGGCUGUGUCCUGUCUGGGCCCCUCUAAGCCUGUGCCCCUCAGCCCUCUGCUUUGCAUGCACAUGCCCAAACCCAUUACCAUCCAGGGCUGCUAUGUGGACAGCUGUGGAGAUGUGGUGCCCACAUCAGAUGUGGCCUCUGACACCACCACUGCAAUGCAGACUGUCAAGACGGUUAACCUCACAGAGGGACCUCUCCUGUCUCCCACUCUCAGCCACAAAGAUACAACAUUGCACCGCAUGGGCCAUCUUCCUCCAAGUCCAACAGAGGCCGUCACCCUCCCACAGACCACCACGACAAGCACCCCAACCCCUAAAGGCGCAUGUGGACAGCUAUUCCUGGAGGAAUCAGGCACAGUGGAUUUGAAGGAUGUACCCAACCGCUGCACAGUGUCCAUAGGUCGACCCCUAGAUGAGGUCAUUCACAUCAAAGUGGAAUCCAGCUCCUUGAAUUGCAGAAAAAAGGAGUAUGUGGCAUUUUUUGACCGACUGGCAUUUGUGAGGAAGUGUGCACAGGUAGCAAGCAGCGAACUGACCACUAGGACUAAUGUCCUGCUGGUUCGUCAAAAUCUGCUCACUCCUGGGAAUGGGAUUGUGUUCACCUACAAGUCACAGAAAAACACAAAGAGGAGCCACUAUCAGGAUUGUGACAUUCAGCUGUUUUCCCCCAGCAGCGACUUUGAGAACCCAACAACGUCCAGCACUAACCACACCUGUCGAGUGCUCAUCAAUGCACCUCCCUCUGUGAAGAUCAGAAUCCAAGCACUACACAUAGGAUUAGUAUUCAACGCCACCAACUCUCAGUCGACGUACAUUAUGAUCCGGGACAUGGAUGUCUUAAAGACCAAUGUAUUUAAAGGCCAACAGCUGUUUCAGUGGCACUCCUCUGGAAAUAUGGCUGAAAUUGAAUUUCAUGGAGACUACCUGCAUUCCAAAGGAAGCUUCAGAGCUGAAUAUUCCUUUAUGAGGCUUUGAUACUAAAUAUGAACUAUCUUGAGGAGGUUUCCAUUCAUAUGUUUAAAAAUUCUUUACGUUUUUGUAACGGCCAUUAAAUUCAGUUCUGUUGAGUAGAAACACUGAUGCUUUUAAACUUGAUUUUCAUACUUCCGUGCUAAUUAUUUUGACCUGAAAUAAAUAAUAAACAAACCAAAGCACUCAAAAUCUUUAAGUCAAAUGAGAACAGUGUCAUAUUGAAGACUACACUGGGAACUGGUUAAGUAUAAACAAGGAAAGAAAAAUGUAUACUAUUACAAUUAGCAAAUUAUGUUCAUUUAAAGUUUAUAUAUAUAUAUAUAUAUAUAUAUAUAUAUAUA
Molecule: messenger RNA, 4889 nt
Organism: Seriola aureovittata
Lineage: Eukaryota; Metazoa; Chordata; Actinopteri; Carangiformes; Carangidae
Gene: adamts13
Product: ADAM metallopeptidase with thrombospondin type 1 motif, 13
Exons: 28
Coding region: 229-4551 (1440 amino acids)
Biological process (GO): proteolysis; extracellular matrix organization
Cellular component (GO): extracellular matrix
Molecular function (GO): metalloendopeptidase activity
Source: RefSeq, a predicted model, not a curated record